CAAAAAGAAACACCAUCACAAACAGAAAAAAAUGGAAAAGACAUAAACAGAAAAUUCACAGGAAGGAAAUAUGCAUGAAUACUAAUUCAUUCAACCUCAUUCAUAUUUAAAGAAAUGUUAUUUUCUCACUCCCUUGCAGCAUCCUGAUGGCUGCUCUUGGUUGGAGGCCAUCUGGCACCUAAGGCAGGAAAAUGGUGGCUACAAAGAAAACGAAAAAAUCGCUGGAGUCCAGCAAUUCUAGGCUCCAACUUGUUUUGAAAAGAGGAAAGGAUGCGCUGGGGUACGAGCGGACUCUGAAGAUGAUCAGACAAGGCAAAGUGAAAUUGGUCAUUCUCGCUAACAACUGCCCACCUUUGAAGAAAUCUGAAAUAGAGUACUACACAAUUUUGGCCAAAAUUGGUGUCCAUCACUACAGCAGCAAUAAUAUUGAACUGGCCACAGGAUUCGAAAAAUACUACAGAGUAUGCACACUGGCUAUCAUUGAUCCAGGUGAUUCUGAUAUCUUUAGAAGCAUGCCAGCACAGACUAGUGAAAAGUAAAUCAUGCAAAAAUUUCCUUAAAUAAACUCGCCAGAGCUUGUUUUUUAAAAA
Chlorocebus sabaeus (green monkey) is the source of this 590-nucleotide messenger RNA. NCBI's taxonomy places the organism in Eukaryota, Metazoa, Chordata, Mammalia, Primates, Cercopithecidae. The record is from RefSeq and is a predicted model, not a curated record.